Messenger RNA from Sparassis crispa, 657 nucleotides. RefSeq lists its product as hypothetical. Bases 1 to 657 code for a protein of 218 amino acids. The transcript has 2 exons. The record is from RefSeq and is a predicted model, not a curated record. Lineage: Eukaryota; Fungi; Basidiomycota; Agaricomycetes; Polyporales; Sparassidaceae.
AUGUGGAAUAUGCAGGGAAUUGAGCACCGCAACAAGACGAACUAUCGCCCACCCAGCGCAACGCCCCGGGAGAAACGCACCGUGCAUUUCAAGAGCAGAAGCAGAAGACAGUCGGACGGGCCUGUUUCGAACACACCCGAGCAUUUUCUCCCACCACCGGACGACCCAAAACCAGUAGGUGCUAUUAGCCCAACACGCGCAUACACCAGCGGUGCCGCCACCAAUCGCCGGCGGAGGACACCCCAGGCGCCCAAAGACCGCCAGGCGACCGAUUCAUGCUUGCCCACUGAGGCUGGACAAAGGCCUCCACGCAUCUGCGUACUCUAUCUUCGCCGCGCUGCUGCGGCAUCCGCAUGGGACAACAUCUCACCCCAGGUUGGAUAUAAGGCAUCCGCGCACCUCCAUGCUCUAUCUUCGCCGCUGCUCUCCGCAUCGCCGAAAACGCUCCCCACUCUCGUAGCGUUAACGACGUUAGCUCCCGUGGAUAUGCAGCUGAACGCGCUCACACUUAUCCUUGCAACGCUUGCGUGCACUGGCGUCGCCGCACCUGCCGAUAUGCCACUUGCGCUGCGCGUCGCAGCGGACUCACGGUCGGCGCGGUAUCGCGACACGGUCGCACCAUUCGACUUGCCAUGGCACUCACCACAGAAGAUCUGA